AUGGCAAACUAUGACGAAGUCAACAAGCUGCGACCUGGCGAUCCCGAAUCAUUGAGCUACGGGGCUACAUCUAGUGUCAGAUUUGAAGAAGAGGGGUCACCCGAAGAAAAAAGAUUGUUGAAUAAAAUAAAUUUGUCACGGGGAAAGACAAAUCACAAGGGCGUUCAACACUAUGCUUACUGUGUUGUUUAUGCACUCGUGAACGUUAUCAUUGGUGCUCCCGCACUGUAUGGAUAUGCAGCAGUCAUUUUCAACAACCCAAUUUUCGAUGGCCACAUGAAUGCAUUGUCAAAGUUGGUCAUAUUUUCAUCGCUCAUGCAUCAGCUAGGAUUCACCCUUUUCUCGAAUCUCGAGUAUGCCAUUGGAAUGGUUCAGGAUGCUGGCUUGAUUUUUCUAUCUCAUAUGGCGAAUACAAUCGCUGAUCGUAUGGUUGAUGAUGGUCACAGUGAAGAAGAGAUUUUGUCAACGACUCUGGUGUUGUUAUGCUUAGGUACGGCUGCGUUGGGUGUUGUACUGAUCCUGAUGGGGAAAUUCAGACUCGCCGAUGCGGUAGCAUACCUCCCCAUGCCAGUUGUGGGAGGCUACCUUGCUUUUAUCGGAUACUUUUGUCUGCAGGCGGGGGUUGCCUUAUGCAUUUCCACACCAAUGAUGAAUCUCUUGGAUUGGGGGCAUAUAUUCGACAAAGGCAAUUUUGUGUUGGCUGUGCCAGGCUUGCUUGCUGGCUUGGUAUUAACGAUGACAUCUAGGCUUGCAAAAAGUAGUGGGGCGUUACCAAUGGUCAUGAUUGUGAUUCCUGCCUUGUUUUACUUGAUAACCUUUUUGCUGGGCUUUUCUUUGGAUGACCUACGAUCAGCUGGUUGGGUUGGAGCACACGCACCUUCAGUUCCGGUUAGCGAUCUCUUCCGAUUGGUUGACUUCGGAAUGGUACGGUGGGACUUGGUUCCCGAAAUUCUGCCGACCUGGGUAGGGAUGGUGUUUGUUGUUUCAUUUUCCAGCUGUCUCGAUGUUGCUGCAAUCGGUAUCGAUAGGGGAGAAGCUCUGGACACAAACAAAGAAUUGGCAACCGUUGGAAUUUGCAACCUCAUGUCAGGGGUAACUUUUGGUUUUACUGGCAGUUAUAUUUUCUCGCAAACUAUCUUCACUUAUCGCACUGGAGUUCACGACAGAACCAUUGGUGUUUUGAUCAUGGUUGCUUUUCUCUACAUUGUUGUUUCCCCGGUGAAUGUGCUGGAAAUCUCUCCCUUGUUCUUCCUUGGUUCUACGCUGAUUUUUAUCGGUUAUGAUCUAAUGCUGGAGUGGCUCUGGGAAGUACGCCACCAGGUCUUCCUCACGGAAUAUUUAAUCGUAUGUUUCACAUUUUGUGCGAUCCAGGUUGUGGGGAUCAAUUUUGGUGUCGUGGUUGGUGUUCUGGUUGCGAUUGUGGAGCACAUAUUUUCAACAGCACAUAAUACAGUUGUCAACAGAGUUGAGAAGCGAUCGAACGCAGUGUGGUCCCCUUCAGAUUUAAAAAUCCUGAAUGACGGAGCUUAUAGUGGCGGCUCUCCAAGAAUUGUGACACUAGAGGUGAUCGGCCCGGUGUUUUUCGGUUCUGCUCUGCAUCUACUGAAUCUGAUAACAGAUGAAAUUGGGCUCGAUCAGAGUGAUGGAGAUUUUGCUGGGUCAAUGUCGCCUGGGACGCCCCACUCAUCAUCCGUCAUCUUGACAAAAAAUCAAUCGUUUUAUAUGAAAAGCGGGAAGAAGCCUCAUAUCCGCCCACCGUCUUAUCUUGUUUUGGAUUUAGCAGGAAUGACCAAUUUAGAUGCAUCAGCAGCGCGUGGCUGCUUUUUGCAGCUGGCUAAAAUGUGUGCCAAGAAACGGAUCAUGGUAUGUGCAGCUGGUGCUUCUAACAAGACCGAGUGGAUGCUCCGGAGCCACGAUGUUUCGCUUGUCGAUGUCGAAGACGAACAAUUGGUUAAGGAACGGUUGCUCGACCCUGAGCUUCGGAAAGGUGCAAAAUCGUCACUUGAAAAGAUUCUUCUAUUUUUAACGGCCCAAGAGGCGCUUGAGUUUUGCGAAACACCAAUUGUCCAGUCCUCAAACAAAUCGAAAAGAUCAUUAUCCUCCUCUAAGCUCGUCGGUUCUGAGGAGCAAUCCAUUUCAUUUGUGCUCGCUUACAUUCUUGGGUCCUCAAACGAAGAAGCGAAGGUGCUAGGUCGUCUGGAAGACAAACGCUUCCAUGAGAAAAUUGUGUUAAAGUCAAAUGAAAAAGUGUUCUACAAGAAUACAUAUCCGGACGCAUUCUAUGUUGUACUAAGUGGGUGUGUUGCACGGCAAACCACUUCGCUAAUUCCCCCAGACCCGCGAUCAAAGCUUGUGCUUACUGGCGCAGGUCGCGUUGAGCAGAAAAAUAUGAAUAGUGCAAUUGACCUGUUUGAUGACAAGUUUAUAGCAGAGCAAAAAGAUGCACUUAAAAAAGGUGUUGUAGCGGUCUGGCGCAUUGGUGGCAUCUUCGGUUACUUGGAUUAUUUGAUGGAGAGACAGAGAGUAUUUCAAGCUGCAGCAACGCAAGAAGGAACUAUGAUUGCGAAGGUCACCCGCUCCCAUAUGGAUGUUUUGAAAUCAGAAGAUCCAGAACUACAUGCUUUAGUACAGAAGGCUCUCUUAUAUGCAUGCACGAUGGAUCUCGCUUACAGAUCGUAA
Molecule: messenger RNA, 2679 nt
Organism: Cylindrotheca closterium
Lineage: Eukaryota; Bacillariophyta; Bacillariophyceae; Bacillariales; Bacillariaceae
Source: the annotation of a GenBank genome assembly